Messenger RNA from Vicia villosa (hairy vetch), 918 nucleotides. Its product is annotated as F-box/LRR-repeat protein At4g14096-like. The transcript is spliced from 3 exons. NCBI's taxonomy places the organism in Eukaryota, Viridiplantae, Streptophyta, Magnoliopsida, Fabales, Fabaceae. The record is from RefSeq and is a predicted model, not a curated record. Bases 1 to 918 code for a protein of 305 amino acids. Gene Ontology annotation, molecular function: protein binding.
AUGCAGAUUCCAGAGAUGGAGGAUGACAGGAUUAGUAAGUUGCCAGAUGAAAUCCUCGGUCACAUUAUUUCAUUUCUCCCAUCUGAAGAUGCUUUUGCAACUCGUGUACUUUCUAAGAGGUGGAGGCCACUAUGGUUUUUAUAUCCUAGUCCCAAUCUCGACUUCGAUGAUCAAAGAUUUUUCACAAAAGAAGAACCAUAUUUUAGCUUUAUUAAUAUGGUAAAUCUAACUAUUUAUGAAAGAAGUGUGCACCAACCCAUCAAAAGCUUUCGCCUACGUUGUCAUGAAUAUCAUGAUAACUCUAUGCUUGAACACAAUGUCUUGACAUGGUUAACCGCUGCAGCAGAACGUGGAGUGAAGCACAUUGACGUUCACAUUACUCUUGUUGUUCUAAAGCUAAAAGGUGUAAGUGUGAAUCAUUUUAUACCUGCUAACCUUCCCUCACUUAGAACUCUACACUUGAAAAGUGUUCAAUUUAUUGAUGAUGGGCAUAUUGUGGAAAUUCUUAAUUCUUGUCCAGUUCUUGAAGAUUUGGAAAUGAAAGAUAUAUCAACCUCAUCUAGGUCAGAUGAGUUAGAUGAAGAGGUUAAAAAAUUAACUAAUUUGAUAAGGGCGGAUGUUACUAAUGUCUCUCGUUAUGGUGUUGAUUUGGAAGUCUUAUCUAAUGUUGAGUUUCUUCGGUUAGAAGAGACGUUUGAUGUCGUUCCUGUGCUUUCCAAUUUAACUCAUUUGGAGAUCAUGUUUGGAAGAAAUAUUAGCUGGUCUUUUAUAAUUUCUGUCCUGGAAAAUUGCCCUAUACUUCAAAGUUUUCUCCUAGAUAUGUCGUUAACUACACAUGUUUUUCAUCUUUUGUGGUUCCCAUGUAUUUUGCCAGAAGGCCUUUCUUUACAGUUUAAAAGCUGCACUAUUAAAAAUUAG